AUGGCGGUGACUCGUGAAGGAGCCUUUAGAUAUGUGAUGUCAUUUGCUAUACUUAUAUCAGCAAUAUCAUUAUCAUCUUUAUGUAUUACAAUAUCACUGUCAAUAUCUUAUAUCAACGAGUUUAAUCAACGUUUUCGUAAAGAUUCUACUUAUUGUCAUGAUAUAAUAUUGGAUAUUAAUAAAGAAAUCGACAGUUUCAAAAGCAUUGCUUCAAUGGCAACGAAUGAUACAAUAAUACAACAGAGCCAACUGAAACAGAAAAGAUUUACCUCAGAUGCCACGGACAGAACACUGCCGAUGCCAAAAGUUAUACACUUCAGCAAGCCUGGAACACCUGGCAUACCUGGUAAACAUGGAAGACCUGGAAGAGCAGCCUGCAUUGAAUAUGAGUGUAAAGAAUGUCCCCAAGGGCCUCCUGGAAUGCCUGGUCCGGUGGGAACAAUAGGCGACCAAGGACAAUCUGGUGCAAAAGGGCCAUCUGGACAGCCUGGAGCAAAUGGUGUGCAGGGUGGAAAAGGAUUUAGAGGACCACCAGGAACACCUGGAAAAAAUGGAUUAGCGGGAAAUGCAGGUACCCCUUCAUUAGCAAGCAGCGCUAUAACUGGAGAUCCAGGAUUACCAGGAGAGCCAGGACUAAUUGGCGAUGCCGGCAACCCCGGGAUUGAUGGUCUCGACGGGCCAACGGGCCCUCCUGGACCCAAAGGACCUCGCGGCCUCCCAGGCCAUGCUGGACUUGCCGGUGAAGAGGGUCCAGUGGGUCCAGUUGGAUCUCCUGGGCCACCAGGUGAGCCCGGCGCAUGCCCAACAUAUUGCGCAAUUGAUGGCGGAACAUUUUAUCCUAAAAUCCGCAAUAAACGCAACCUCAUGAACGAUUUUAUGAAUUAA
Dracunculus medinensis (Guinea worm) is the source of this 885-nucleotide messenger RNA. The record is from the annotation of a GenBank genome assembly. NCBI's taxonomy places the organism in Eukaryota, Metazoa, Nematoda, Chromadorea, Rhabditida, Dracunculidae.